AUGGAGGACGAGGUGAAGGGGCUGCUGCGGACGAUGAACGAGGUGGUCGAGGAGAUUUCUUCCAUCGCCGACUACCGGAAUGCCUACAAGAAGCAGUUUUGUAAUCUCUCCCGGCGGCUCAAGCUGCUGACGCCGAUGUUCGAGGAGAUCAGGGAGAGCACAAAUGCGAUCGACGCGGAGACUAUGGAGACCCUCCGCCCCCUCGGGGAGGCGCUGCAAUCGGCCAGGAAUCUUCUCAGAUUCGGAAGCGAGGGAAGCAAGAUCUGCCUGGUACGAUCGGUAUAGGCUACGGCCUCCUCUAGUGGAGAUAAGACAUGCCAUUCCUGGAAAUUAUUUCUAACGAUCCAUUCAUCGGCCCAUGCAUUACUUCGUUUUGGAUGUGGAAUGCGCGAAGCACCCUCGUUUCCUGCCCCUCUGAUAAGAUUCUUAAAUGCAAAAAUAUUUGGUGAAAUGUAAUUUUUUUUAUUUUAUUUUAUCCGUCCUGUGCUUUGAAAUUCAAGGAACUCCAGCAUUCGCUCGGCUGUUUAUUUCGUGUUCCUCUUGGGACUGAAUUCCUUGGGUGUAAAAUGCAUGAAAACCUCUUUUGCUUCUAGAUCACUGGAUUCGGCCGGCAAACUAGUGAUCCAUCGUCUUCGCAGGAUUUUUUCCGGCACGAUCCGGAGUGUAUAAUAGGUUUUUGUUCUCCUUCUACGAUCUGCCUAACCGCUGAUUAUACCGCCUUAAUAGGACGAAUCAGAAUUUUGAAGUCGUCGUUCUUCUCUGUGUUUUUGCUGGCUUGCUUCUCUGGUUGGUUAUAUUCACAGGAAUAAUAUCUGAAAAACGGUUUUCUGCUCGGUCGUAUUUUUUUGGGUAAUAGUUAUGGGGACGUGAAACCAAGGAAUGCCUUCUCUGAAUCUCAUUCUUUCAGGCUAUCAAAAAUUGCACCACCCACAUGCCUGGUUUUUGACUACCUGAAUUACGGUUUGAGAGCCUGAACACUGUUCUCUUUCAGAAAUCAGACUUUAUUUCUCUUCCGUGCAUCACAGGAGUUUCUUACGUCAUUAAGGAUCACCUCCGGAAUCGCUUCUUGAGUAGCAGAAACUGUGUGGGAAGAAAGCUUCUAUUCAUUUCCUGGCUAUUCAUCAUCACGGAAUCUCCUGGGUGAUGAAGAUUUGAUGAUAUGUAUCAGCAUAGCACUCGGACGAAAGAAAUAGUGUAGAUGACGAUUGUUAUUCCAUUGUUAAUGAAGAAUCGCCACUGGCCUUUAAGAAAUUAGAAUUCCUAUUGUGGAUGUUGUUGCUACUUCUGGCAAUAUCAUUCCAACCCUCUGCGUAGAAUGGUAAACCUUAGUCUAGCAGCAACCUUAUCCCCUCAUGCUUCAUUCAAGAAGAAGAUUUGUCUUCAUUUCCUUGAUAUUUUUUUGCCACCUCUUAUCAUUUCAACGAUCAACUUCUCCCAUAAUAAUAUCUAUACUACCUAGUGUCGUAAUGAUAUCAGCCAAUUUCAUUUUUUUGACUAGCUGAGGCAAAAAAAAAAUAUCUCAAGUCCCUGUCAAAACGGAAUACGUAUCAAGGUUCACAUUUGCAUCAUUAUGAUACUAUCUUGAUUAUAUCUCACUGCUUUAGUCGACAAAUAACUAAUUAAUAUACAAUAAUAAAAUUGUAGCGGGUAUAGUUUAGUGGUAAAAGUGUGAUUCGUCCUAUUAAAAACUUAAAUAGUUAAAGGGUCUUUUGGUUAAUAUUCCAAUUGGGAUCUGGAUCCAUUAUUCAUUCAAUGGAACCUCUUGUUGGAUAUUCACCCGAUAAAAGUCAGAAUAUGGUUCUUAUGGGUGGUUUAACAAGAUAUAUUCCAAUUACAAGAACUACGUUUUUAUUAGGUAAUUUUCAUCUAGUUAUUUGGUCAUAUCAUUCGAUUAAAUGAAUUGGAACUUUUUGAAUGCCCUUUUUCAUUCCAAAAGUAUCAGUAAUGACACCAAUUCCAGGGGUAUUUUUGUCCUCCAGAUCAACAACUGCCGAUAGUAUCAAUUCAAAGAGAGGGAGGAAUUGGGGGGGAGCCAGACAGAUUUAUUUUCUAUAAACGUGAACAUCUUGAUUAAGAUGUAGGUUGAAAUGAACUGUUUUGUAUCUAUGGGAGUAGAGGCAUGCUCAUCAUUCAUGGUAAUCGUGUACCAAAGGCACCUUUAUGCAAUUAUCACUGUUACGUGGAGGGAUUGGAGUCUCUUUUGAUAUUGUAAUGAAGAAGUGUUUUGUCUGGUUGCUCAUUUCCUAUUUUCGAACAUUUUUUCCGUAAUGAUGCUUUGUUUGCUGCAUAGUUUGCACGAUUUCUUCGACCAGAUAAGGUUUUGAGUGUUUGAUGUAAACAAAAUUAUGUUAAGUUAUCAUAGAGGACCUCGAGUAUUUUGGAUAUUCACUGUACUGAUUUCAGUAGCCUUAAAGAAUCCGAUCAUUAUUUUCUUUUUUUUCUUAUCUUGGACAAUUUGAUCUCUUGGAGGUCCUGGAGAGGGAUACAAUCAUGAAAAGAUUCCAAGAAGUGACUGGCCAAUUAGAGCAAGCUCUGGGGGAGAUUCCCUUUGACAAGCUUGGAAUAUCUGAUGAAGUCAGAGAACAGGUAUGACCAUCUAAUGAGGCUUCUAUUUUUUUGCUUAUUUCAAAGGCAUUGAUUUACAUUGGGAGGUAUGGCUCAGUCUUAAUUCGUGUCGAUGCCAACUCUAAAGUUCAUGCAAUGAUAUUGUUUUGAAUCUCUAUCUUGUUCAGAUUGAACUUGUGCAUUCCCAGUUUAAAAGAGCUAAAGAGCAAGUUGAUUCCCCGGAUGGUGAUCUCUACAACGACCUUUUAUCUGCUUACAACAAUGAUGCUGAGAUUGACACAGAUAUCCUUAGGAGACUAGCAGAAAAGUUGCAGCUCAUGACCAUUUCCGACCUCAAGCAGGAAUCACUAGCUUUGCAUGAGAUGGUUGUUGCCAGCAGUGGAGAUCCUGGGGAGCGGAUCGAGAAAAUAUCAAUGCUAUUGAAGAAGAUUAAGGAUUAUGUUCAGACUCAGGAUCCAAAGAUGGGCACCCCUUUGACUCUCAAAGGCGUUGGUUCUGAUGGCAAGCUCAAGGCUCCCAUCAUACCGGACGAUUUUCGUUGCCCGAUUUCAUUGGAGCUGAUGAAGGAUCCCGUCAUUGUGGCAACGGGACAGGUCCAGACUCUUUCUUCGAUUUCUUUCCUCCAUAUCAGUUACUGAUUCCUUUUUUCCUGGCUUUGAGACUGUUCCUGUCUACUAAUCUGCAGACUUAUGAGCGGACUUUCAUAGAGAAAUGGCUUGAAGGGGGCCACAACACAUGCCCCAAGACACAGCAGCUGCUCUCCAGCACAUCCCUCACUCCAAAUUUUGUGCUCCGCAGCCUGAUAGCUCAGUGGUGCGAGGCCAAUGGCAUUGAUCCGCCCAAGCGCCCGGUCAACUCUCAGCCCAGAGAACCUGCCCGUCCAGAGAUCGAUGCCCUGCUUCAUAAGCUGACAUCACACAACCCUGAGGACCAGCGAGCGGCAGCUGGCGAGCUCCGGCUCCUUGCCAAGCGUAAUGCCGACAAUCGCGUGUGUAUUGCUGAGGCUGGCGCCAUUCCCCGUCUCGUUAGGUUGCUGCCCUCUGGAGAUCCUCGCACCCAAGAGCAUGCUGUCACUGCCCUGCUCAAUCUGUCCAUAUGCGAGGAAAACAAGAAGACGAUAAUCACCUCCACUGGAGCCGUGGCUGGAAUAGUUCACGUGCUGAAGAAAGGAAGCAUGGAGGCGAGGGAAAAUGCAGCAGCAGCGCUUUUCAGUCUCUCUGUGGUGGAUGAGAAUAAGGUGACCAUCGGCAUAUCAGGGGCGAUUCCAGCGCUUGUUGCCCUGCUGGGGGAAGGAAGCCAGAGAGGAAAGAAAGAUGCUGCAACAGCGCUCUUUAACCUGUGCAUAUAUCAGGGGAACAAGGGGAAGGCAGUAAGGGCAGGAGUAGUGCCGACGCUGAUGGCACUCGUGACCGAGCCAGCUGUGGGCAUGGUAGACGAAGCCUUGGCUAUAAUGGCUAUCCUGGGUAGCCACCCAGAGGGCAGGGCGGCUAUUGGAGCUGCGGAGGCCAUUCCCGUGCUUGUGGAAGUGAUUGGGAGUGGCUCUCCGAGAAACAGAGAGAAUGCUGCUGCCGUGCUCGUCCAUCUCUGCUCAGGAGACCAGCAGCAGCAACACCUGCUCGAGGCACAGGAGCAUGGCAUAAUGGGUCCAUUGCAGGAGCUAUCAAAAAAUGGCACAGAGAGAGGAAAGAGGAAGGCGUUGCAGCUGCUUGAUCGGAUGAAUAAAUUUAUCGAACAGCAGGAGAAGGUGGCUCAGGCUCUAGCUGAGUCUGUAGCUCACCCUCAGGUCCAGGUCGAGAGCUCGUCUAAGGCUGAGGUCCCAUCCAAGGCCGAGGGCCCAUCCAAGGCCGAGGGCUCAUCUCAGGCCGGGGAUCCAUUUCUAGCUGGGGGCCAGUGCCUGGUUGAGAGCCCGUUCCAGGACGAAGGCCCAUCUCAGCCAGUGGAGUCCAAGCUCCCAGCUCCUUCAAACAAUGCUUCCGACUGA
Spirodela intermedia is the source of this 4546-nucleotide messenger RNA. The record is from the annotation of a GenBank genome assembly. NCBI's taxonomy places the organism in Eukaryota, Viridiplantae, Streptophyta, Magnoliopsida, Alismatales, Araceae.